Messenger RNA from Terrapene triunguis (Three-toed box turtle), 1772 nucleotides. It is a transcript of the gene VSIG10L, whose product is annotated as V-set and immunoglobulin domain containing 10 like. The annotation marks the transcript as partial. Gene Ontology annotation, molecular function: protein binding. Lineage: Eukaryota; Metazoa; Chordata; Testudines; Emydidae. The record is from RefSeq and is a predicted model, not a curated record. The transcript is spliced from 7 exons.
GCCCCGCACUCCCCUUCCCCCUCCAGCUGCCCCCCGGCCCCCUGGCGGUGCUGCUGGGGGGGAACCUCUCAAUCCCCCUCUCCUACCCCCCGGCCCAGCCGCCCCCCAGAAUCGUCUGGCAGAGGAACCUGACGGCGCUGGCAGACGGACGCCUGGGUCCCAACGGCUCGGUGGCCGUGGCCCCGGCCUACCAGGACCGGCUCAGCGUGGACCCCCAAGGGGGGGCGCUCACCAUCGCCCCCGUGGCCCUGCAGGAUGCCGGCCCCUACACGGUCGAGGUCUUCCCGCUGGGGGGCCAGGUGUGGAGGGGGGACAUCCAGGUGGAGGUGUAUGAGCUGGUAGGGAACAUCUCUGUGACGCCCCCGUCCCUGGCAGUGAGCGAAGGCGCCGGGUCGGCGGCUCUCACCUGCGCCUCCGUGCGGGGCACCGUCACCUGGACCAAGGAAGGGCAAAGCCUGGACCAGAACCCCCGGUACCGGCUCUCGGCUGGGACCCUCCAGAUCAGCCGGCCCGACCGGAACGACAGCGGCACCUACAACUGCACCGUGUCCAACCCGUUCAGCACCGGCACCGGCACCGCCCAGAUCCGGGUCUAUUGUGAGUGCAGGCCGGACGCCGGGGCAGAUGGGCCUGAGCCGGGCCAGAAAGACGGGCCGGAGCCCCCCACGAUCAGCCUCUCGUCGGACCGUGACCCGGAGCCCCGGCGCUACGUCCGGGUGAACAGCACGGUGGGGCUGGGCUGCCGGGCCCCGUCGGACCCCCCCGCCCAGAUCUACUGGAGCCUGGCCGACGCCAGCGACCCCCUGGUCCCAGCCCAGCCGGACCUGACGCUGCCCCGGGUGCAGCUCAGCCAGGCCGGGCUCUACUCCUGCCUCGCCAGCAACCCGCAAACCCAGCGCCAGCUCCGCGCCACCCUGAUCCUCACCGUCACCCAGAUCCCCCCCGGAUCCCCCUUCUGCUCCCUGGACUCAGUGGCCAAUGGCACAGCCCUUCGCUUCCUCUGCUCGUGGCCGGGGGGCUCCCCGGCUCCCAGCCUGAGUCUGCAGGGACUGCCGGGGGGUGGGGAGCAAGGGGUCGGCCCCACCCUCGAGCGGACCCUGAGCUCCCCCCUGCCCGCCCUCAAUGGUACCCGGGUCACCUGCCUGGGGAGACACCUCGCCGCAGAGGGGAACUGCAGCAUGACACCCGAAGCCCCCUCGGGGGUCUCUCUCUCAUUCCAGGCCUCCCUGGACCCCGGGGGCACAGUCCUGCUGGAUCUGCAGUGCCAGGGCACCUACCGGCCCAUGGAAAUCGCCUGGGCCCGGGACGGGGCACCGCUGGGUCCAGGCGGGCGGUACCGGGUCAGCGCCGACGGGGCCCGACUCACCAUCAGCAACUUCACGGCCCCGCAGGACCUGGGGGGCUACUCGGUGCGGUGCCAAAACCCGCUGGGCUCGCAGGAGAGUAACCUCACGCUGACGGGUCCGUCCGUCUCCGGCUGGAGCCUGGUGCGUGGGUCGGAGCCCGGCUCGGCCCAGCUGAGCUGGGCGGUGCCGGAGGGCUCCGUGGUCACUGGGUUCUUGGUCCAGGUCCCGGGGCCCCCCGGGGGCCGGGCAGCUGGGGAGUGGCAGACGCUGCAGACGCUAGGGGGCGCCACUCGCUCCAGCACCGUGGGCGGGCUCCAGCCCAACACCCCCUAUUCCUUCCGGCUGCUGCCCCUGCUGGGUGCCCAGGUUGGGGAGCCCAGCCACACACAGACGCUCCUGCCAGUUCCCGAACGGGAGAGAAUCUGA